AUGAUGCACCCGCGGGCAGCUGGCACCAGCACUGGCAGGCACUCUAUCUUUUGAGUUUGAGGCGUACCUAUCUAAAUUGAAGUGUUGAAGCGGAUGAAGGGGGAUGCGUAUGCGCAUUCAACGACAGGAAGCAAGCCAGCAAGCAGCAGAUUGAGGGAACAACUUUGAAUUGCAUAAUUUGAGCCUUUUGUUACACUUUCAUGUCGCUUUGAAACCCGAGAAAGAUGCCGGCUAACGUGGUACAGGAGGCGAGCCUGACUACGCGAGUCACAUCAUGGCUCUCGUCCCAGCCGAUCAUCACCUGCUGCAUCCUCAUCACUUGCGUAGCCAGUUACGUGGUUGGUAUUCUUACUGGGUUUGAUGAUUACAAGGACCUGUGCAUGGCGCCUUUCUAUGUGGUGGAGCAGUGGGAAGUCUACCGCCCCUUCUCCUCCAUUCUUAUCCACUCCGGCCUCCUUCACAUCGCCUUCAACAUGCUCUCCUUCGUCCCGAUGGGCGCGGGCCUCGAGCGCAUCCUGGGCUCCGUGCGCUAUGCAUAUGCCGUCCUCCUGUUUGCCGUGACCAACGCAAUACUCCACACGGGGGCGGCAUAUGCCGCCGCCAUCAAGUUCCCGGACCUCGUGUAUCAGUGCUCUGUGGGCUUUUCCGGGAUUCUGUUUGCUAUGAUUGUCGUGGAGACGAACAUGAGCGGGGUGCAGAGCAGGAGCAUUUUCGGGCUCUUCACUGUGCCAGCAAAAUGGUACCCGUGGGCUCUCCUGGUGGUCUUUCAGGUGCUCAUGCCCAACGUCUCCCUACUCGGCCACCUCAGCGGCCUCCUCUCGGGGCUGGCCUUCAGCUACGGCUGGUUGAACUGGGCGAUGCUCGGGUCGUCCACCAUCUCCACUAUCGAGUCCUCCUCCGUUCUGGCACCGCUGGUGCGGCGGUCGCAAUUUAUUGUCGGGGGCAGCGGGCCAGGGAGCUCCCUGCCCAUCACUAACUCAGAAAGCAGCGGUGGUAGCUCCUGGGGAAGCCUCAGCGGUGGGCUGUCAGGCAUGUGGCGGCGUAUGCAAGGCUGGGCGCCAGUGCAGGCGGCGAGCACGGACGGGAGCACGCAGUUCCCUGGGCGGGGUCGAACGUUGGGCGGGCCGUUGCCCGGGGGAACUCUGGGACGAGGCCAGGCGCCUCCGCCGGGGCGUCGAGAGAGCGCAACGAACGGGGGCCCGCCGAGGAGCGGGCACACGGGGGGAAACGGGGGGCGGCAAUCGCCGGCGCAGUCUGGCCCAGGGAGACCAGACACGAACGGAGCCGUACCUUCGCAGAAAGCGGACGCUCAGGACGUGGCCCAGCUGGUGUCCAUGGGGUUCGAGGAGGGUGCGGUGCGCUCUGCGCUUGUGGCAGCGAAUGGCGAUGUCGGUCUUGCUGUGGAGUUCCUGAGUUCAAGCUGACACUCAUUAGCUGGCGACUACUUGUGUUCCGACGGAGAAAAGGGGAGCAGCGAACCGAGCAUGGACGUUCGGAUCCAUUUAUCACAGUCGAAAGACUGGUUUGUAGUCAUACGAACCCCUGCACUGAAGGGCUCUUGCGAUGGAUGAUUGGUGUUAGGCAAGAUUGCUCUUGCUUUGCAGCGGAGAGCAGCGCAAUUGCAAGCUAUCGCCU
Molecule: messenger RNA, 1635 nt
Organism: Klebsormidium nitens
Lineage: Eukaryota; Viridiplantae; Streptophyta; Klebsormidiophyceae; Klebsormidiales; Klebsormidiaceae
Source: the annotation of a GenBank genome assembly